AUGGUUGGCGGCUUGUGCGCUCGCAGGUUGGCCCGCCGGUCGCGGUCCGCCCUGAUAGCAGCCCUCACGGUGCUGCUGGUGCAGACGCUGAUUGUGUGGAACUUCAGCAGCCUGGACUCCGGCGAAGACCGGGAAAACGGAGGCUCCAAUGUGCGGGAGAAGAGGGACCGGGUCGCAGGCAACAAAGCCGCUGGCAGCGACUAUUUCCAGCACGGGGUCCAGCAGAAGCAGCGGCAGCAUCUUCCUCCGCCGGGGAAGGGGACGUCUCGCCAUAUACAGCAGCCGGAUGGAUAUUACUCCCAUCGGCCAAAGGAGAAAAGUAGAGUGGACAGCAACAAUGAGAACUCUGUGCCCAAAGACUUUGAGAACAUUGACAAUAGUAACUUUGGUGCGCGCUCACAGCCACACCGGCAGUCUGUAGGGGCCACCAGCAGCAAGCAGCAGCGGGGGCAUCUGCAGGAGAAGGCGCACGCGCAGCAGCAGGCCUGGAAGGAGAGCUCACCCAGUCUGGGCCGCAGCUCAAAUGAAGUCCUGCCUGUGGCCCACCAGUCACCAAUGGUCGGCCACAAUGCGUCCUUGCCAGGAGGUCAGAGUGUGGCAGGGGUCUCACGGCAGCACUCCCGUACCUCACAGGUCCAGCAGGCUCAGUCACAGCACCGACAUCAGCACCCACACAGGAGGCAGGCAACCUCUGCGCCACUGGAAGUGACAUACGAUCAGCCACCCAAGUGUGAGAUCAGUGGAAAGGAAGCCAUUUCUGCUCUGUCCAGGGCCAAAAGCAAAGAGUGCCGACAACAGAUCGCUGAGGUGUACUGCAGACACAAGGAGGGGCAGUUAAUGCCCGAGAAGGUCACUCGCUACUGCCCUAUCGAGGGUAAAGCCAAUGCAAACAUCCAAUGGGAUGAGGACUCAGCCGAGAGCUUUCCAUCAAAACCAGUUAGAAUAGCGUUUGUACUGGUGGUCCACGGACGAGCGUCACGCCAGUUUCACCGCCUCUUCAAAGCCAUCUACCACACAUCGCACUACUACUACAUUCACGUGGAUCAGCGCUCCAACUACUUACACAGACAGGUGCAUGCCUUGGCUGCCCAGUAUCCAAACGUGAGGGUGACACCCUGGCGCAUGGCCACCAUCUGGGGUGGUGCCAGUCUGCUGACCAUGUAUCUUCGCAGCAUGGCCGACCUGCUGGCCAUGAGGGACUGGAGCUGGGAUUUCUUCAUCAACCUCAGUGCUGCCGACUACCCCAUCAGGACCAACAACCAGCUGGUGGCCUUCCUGUCUAAAUACAGAGACAUGAACUUCAUCAAGUCCCACGGCAGAGACAACGCCAGGUUCAUACGCAAGCAAGGCCUGGACCGUCUGUUCUUUGAGUGCGACACACACAUGUGGAGGCUGGGUGACCGUAAAAUCCCAGAAGGCAUCUCAGUGGACGGAGGGUCUGACUGGUUCCUCCUCAAUCGUAUGUUCGUGGAAUAUGUCAUCAACUCCAAGGACGAUCUGGUCACCAACAUGAAGCGUUUCUACGCCUACACGCUGCUGCCUGCUGAGUCAUUCUUCCACACAGUGCUGGAGAACAGCGCCUACUGUGAGAGCAUGGUGGAUAACAACCUGCGCAUUACCAACUGGAACCGUAAACUGGGCUGUAAGUGCCAGUACAAGCACAUUGUGGAUUGGUGCGGAUGCUCCCCCAAUGACUUCAAACCUGCAGACUUCCACCGCUUCCAGCAAACAGUGCGGCCCACCUUCUUCGCCAGGAAGUUUGAAGCCAGUGUGAACCAGGAGAUAGUCAACCAGCUGGAUGGCUAUCUGUUUGGACCGUUUCCCCAGGGAAUGCAGAGCCUGAACUCGUACUGGGAGAACGUGUACGACGAGCCAGAUGGCGUGGCCACUUUGUCAGACACGCAACUCACCUACUUCCACUCUUUCUCACGGCUGGGCCUGGCCCGAGCUGCCGCCUCGCUGCAGGGAAACCCAAAGGAUCACAGCUGCAGGUACUUCCCCAUGGGCCACCCGGUGUCUGUGCAUCUCUACUUCCAGUCGGACCAGUUUCAAGGCUACCUGGUCAAGCAUCACGCCACCAACCUGGCCACGAGCAAGCUGGAGACCAUGGAGACCUGGGUGGCACCCAAGAAGAACUUCAAGCUGACGAUGCCGCCCAGCAGCACAUUCAGCCGGUUGCAGCUCGCAGAGAUUGGCUCAGAGUGGGACGCCAAAGAGCGCAUGUUUCGAAACUUCGGUGGCCUGAUGGGCCCCAUGGAUGAGACCGUGGGCAUGCAGAAGUGGAACAAGGGUCCUAACGUCACUGUUACAGUUGUAUGGAUCGACCCAACCAAUGUAAUCGCAGCGACCUACGACAUCCUGAUUGAUGCCAGCGCCGAGUACACACACUACCGCCCUCCGCUAAACCAGCCUCUGCGGCCUGGAGUGUGGAGCGUGCGCAUCCUGCAUCACUGGAGUCCUGUGGCUGAGAUGCACUUCCUCAUCGCCCCAUCCUAUAGCAAGCACCAACCCAUACGUCAAGAGGAUACUCUGAAGCUCCACAAUGGGCCUGCAAAGAACAGCUACAUGGAGCAGAGUUUCCACGGUCUCAACCCAGUGCUCAACAUCCCCGUCAGCCUGGGCUACGUGGAGCAAGCCAAGAGGAACGCGGCCCUGACCGGCCCGGAGCUGGAGCGUUGGUUAGACAGCCUAGUGGGCGAGCUGUGGGAGGCAGCUGACGUCUGCGCUGUGGGCCCGACCGCCUGCCCUGUCAUGCAGGCGUGCCCCAAAAACCCUUGGAGCUCCUUGAGCCCAGACCCCAAAUCCCAUCUGGGAGCACCACGCGCCGAUGGGCGCAUCAGGUAGCAGCGAGGCCUCCAGCUGGACAGGAGGCCUUAACACUGUUGAUUUUUAUUUAUUUAAGGGGGUUGCUUCCGGGGGAGAAGGAACAGUGUUCUUUCCUUGAAUGAGAUGGAAAAAAAAGAAGAAGAAAAGAGAGGUUUUGGUUCUGUUUUUUGGAGAGGUUGGUAAGGGUAUCUGGACAGAAAGAAAGCAAAAUGAUUUUCAGAUCCUCCCACGGAGUUCCUCCUUUCAGGGGAUUAUACUGGCUUUGCUAUUUCAGUUUCUCAGUGUAUUUAUUUUUCUUCUCAUGGCUGAGUUUUACUGUGAUCAAACGUUGCAAUUUUGGAGCAUUUAUUUUGCUGCAGAAUGAAUUAUGAAGUCAGCUUUUAAAGCCGUGCACGGGGCACAGCGGUCAUGUGAGGAAGGAUUGUCGACGCUGGCAGCAGACAAAGCUCUGCUGGGAAAAGGCCUUAGCUGUAAAACAUGAAAAAAGGAAGCCUGAUACUGAAUUUAAUGUGCCUCAUUUAGUGUAUGUCAACAUAAACAAAACUAGAUCAUAUCAGAGUGUUCAGUUAUGCCCAAAAAAACAAAAAAAUGAUUAGUUUGUUACAAAUGAACCACUUGGAGCAAAUUUCCCGUUUCUAGGACACAAUCUUUGAAGGACAAAUACUUGUGCAUUCUUAAAGCCAAUUAAUUCAAAUGAGUUUUUGAUAGUCCAGUGACUCAGCAUGUAAAGCAUUAAGAAUAAAUCAGAAACCGAAGCACAACUUCUUCAGUUGAGUGCCUGAUCAGGAUGUGGAACUGCUGUGGCUGGACUAACCAUCUGCUGCAGUCACAUUGGGUAAAUAAAGAUAAAGAGAAAUGCAAAUCCAGAGGCCUUCACAGAACAAUUAGAACCAUUUGGAUUAUUAUAGAAAUGUAAUACAGUCAUUGUACUGCUCGGAAUCCAUGAAUGCUUAAUUUGUGGUUGUUGUACAGAAGUAUUUUGAGACUUAACAUUCACAUAGUAUAGCUUUUUGUUCUUUUCUAAUGAAGUGAAGAUGUUGUGACAGGCAGAGGACAAAGAGAGAAGUGCUGUGUCUGACUUGGUUUUGUUACCGACCUGCCUCAAACUUGAAACACAAUUAUCUCAAGCUGACCUUAAAAACUCUCAUCUUCUUUUCAGUGUCAUCUUUUUUUACUUUCUUCCAGUGAUUUCAGAGACACUUUGUGUACCUGAUUAUACAUGAAGUCUCAAAAAUUGUAUGAAUGGGUAUGGGGGAGUCCAUGAGUCGCUAUUUAUUUAUAAGUUUAUAUUAAUGCUGAUAUUUUUAGUCAGUGACUAAAUAAUUGCGACGCUGCCUUGGCAGCAUGAUGAAUAUUUUUUUGUAAAGAAAGCCGCCUUUAUUUACAAAGGCAAACACCCCAAACUUAGACUGUACCUUUACAUGGCCACAUCUGUGUUUUAGUCAGUGUUGUCCCGUCUGAAUAGAUCCUCUUGUCUGGGUUUCUUACACGGCUGUUUGCAGAGUGCAUCCCAAGAGAAAGUCACCUCGACCUGUGAGGUCAGAGGUCAGCUACCUGACAACCUCACCAAACAGAGAAGGUGUACAAAAACAGUCUUCACAACCAAACACAUGAGACAACGUCUGGACAUGGAAGGACGGACUGUGCUGUUCAGUGUUUCACAGUUCCUGUGUGUUUCAGAAAGAUAGUGAGUGGUUGUGAUCUUCAGUCUGUGACAAUAACGAACAGUGUCAAGUCAAUAUUAUUUUGCAUCUUGAUUGCAAAUUGAAUUUAUAGAUUGGGUCUGUGGCACCUUUCCAGCUCUAUCUACAUUUCAAGAAACUUUUGAGCCAUCAAGACAAUCUGUGGACGUUUGAGACGAGUUUAUUACACGGAGGGCAGCACUGAACCACAGCACAUCCUGAACAAGAAGUGUGACCGGGUAUUUGUUUACUUUGAAAUAAGUUUCAUCGCAAGCCAAUUAGGACUUCAAUCUGUGAUUGUCAACAUUGUUUAGCCACCACAUGGGCUAAGUGAGUGUUUUUGCACAGGCUAAUUAAGAGACAUUUCUGUUCAUUAAUGUCAAGUUCACCUUGCCUCUCUGUUGGAUGUGUCCAUUAUAAUCACUGCUCCCCUCUCAAGCUCUCACUGUUUCUGGGGUUGGGUUGGAAAGGACUACUUUGUUUUUUCACUGGCUGGCUUCUGCUGCCAUCUUUAACUUCUAGUGCCACCAUGCUGAGAAAAAUUACUGCUCAAAGACAGUUUUGGAAAAAGGUAAAUAAAAUAAAUGUAACUCAUUGUGGAAGUCCUAUUUUGUAACAAAAUGAUUAACAAAUGAAGAAAAUGUACAUAGGUAUUUUAUAUUGAAAUGUUUAAAAGGUAUUGUACAUGUAAAUACAGAUGUGGUAAAAAUGACAUUGAACUAUAAAGAGUUUUUGAAGUAUCAAUAAGUGGACACAGAGUGACUUGGUGGUGUUUAUUGGUCAAAGUACAUAACCUGUUUUGGUGUUUUUGGACAGCUGUGACAACAACUUUGUCCUGUUUGCCUCUCAGAGAAAAUCACAUGCCAGAUUGUUGUUGUUCUUGCUGGAAUGUAUUGUUGAGCAACUGUUGCACAAAAUUUCUCUGAACUGAUGUUUCCCCCGUUAUUUUUCUUUUCAGGGGAGGCUCUGUGUGCCUUAGCUGACUUUUAGAACCUUCUCUUUCCAUUAAAAGAAAAACCUUAUUUUGUUAUUUUGUUUGAUCUUGAAGAAUACCAGGAGUUUGUUGAGUGAUUUACUGGUACUGCAACACCAAAAAGAUGUCUGCUGUUGUAAAUAUCAUCAGGCCUUCUGUCUAUAUCAGCUGUUUUUUCUUCCCCUUGGGGAUUUGUUUUGUUGUACUUACUGGCUUGUUUUACUUUUCUCUGACUGCUUUUUGGAAAUAAAACUCUAUGGAAAACAGCUCAUGGGCUACACCAGUAAUACACUGGUGAGCUUGUUGUUGUUGAUUACUAAACAUG
This is a messenger RNA of Notolabrus celidotus (New Zealand spotty), 5806 nucleotides long. Its product is annotated as xylosyltransferase 1-like. Gene Ontology annotation, biological process: chondroitin sulfate proteoglycan biosynthetic process; heparan sulfate proteoglycan biosynthetic process. The record is from RefSeq and is a predicted model, not a curated record. Lineage: Eukaryota; Metazoa; Chordata; Actinopteri; Labriformes; Labridae. Gene Ontology annotation, cellular component: membrane. Gene Ontology annotation, molecular function: protein xylosyltransferase activity.